Leguminivora glycinivorella is the source of this 1144-nucleotide messenger RNA. RefSeq names its product mucin-2-like. Bases 16 to 774 code for a protein of 252 amino acids. Lineage: Eukaryota; Metazoa; Arthropoda; Insecta; Lepidoptera; Tortricidae. The record is from RefSeq and is a predicted model, not a curated record. The transcript is spliced from 2 exons.
GAUUAUGUAUAUAAAAUGACGAAAAUAGUUCCAGAAACAGUUCGGUCCAGUGCAGCGAAAGAUAUUGUUGACAUGAUGUUGCAAAGAAAAGUUUUAGCUUUAUUAUUAGUAACUAAGAUGGCUGUAUCCCAGUCAAUUUACCCAACAACAGCAGUAUCUUACUCAACAAGUUCAGUUCCAACGAUACAAACCCUCCCAGUGUCACCAACUGCAGUCAACCCUAUACCAGCUACAGUCAGUCCUGUGCCAGCUACAGUCACCGCUAUACCAGCUACAGGAUCACCAGCAAAAGUCACGACUUUACCCAUGUCAGCUCAACCAGCAACAGUAACAGCAAUGCCAGUAGGUUCCUCAGCAGCUCCAGCGACAUCAGGCGUGAAAGUUACUACAAUGCAUUCAUCAUCAAUGUCAUCACCUGUAUCUUCAUCGAUAUUAACAGAACCAAAAGCCCAUUUCCUACCAACACCUAUUCCUGAUCCAAAAGUAACGAUCCUACCUCACGAUACGCCUAUCCCACCGAUAGCAGCAACUGCUCCUCCUGCAUCGUCCUCAAAUAUGGGCCAUUUGAAGAAUAUUAAAGAAAAAGGGCCUGCAUCUCCGGUAAAAAGAAUAUCGAUGGCAUGUACAGAAGAUUUCAGCCUUCCAAAUGAAGAUUUGUGCCCUGGUUUUCCGUUGAAAGAUCUUAAGCCACCAACUGCUAAGAGUAAUAAGGGGAAUUUGAGUAAUCCGAUUGAUUUUGAAGGCUUGAUAGAUGGAUUUUUCAGUUGUUUGUAGGCUCAUUUACAUGAUGCGAGAACUUGCGAGUUUUAAUACAUUGCGGUUUUUGAAUGGUUUUUCAGAAUUAUAUAUAACCUCAACAUGCCGCAAUGUAACUAAAGUCACAUGAGAGUAGCACACCGGCAUCUAAGUCAGUUUUAAAGAAGAUAAGAUAAAAUUGACAUAUUGUGACAUAUGGCAGGAAGUUUCGCAGGAUCAGGACAGGUGGCGUGCUCUCGUUUUAGAGGUCAAGAUUCUCUUUAGAUUGCAGAGCCAUAUUAGUUUGUAAUAAUACUCGUAGAAGAUGAACAAGUGCCACAACUGAUAAUUCAAAUAAGAUUUAAUAAUAAAUGUAGGUAGUUAUAAAAGAAAGAAAGGUUAUAAUCAG